GUCACAGUGAAGGCACUAGGACAGCCUUGCCUUCCUCUGUUGAAGAAAUCAUUGUUGCGUGGGGGUUUCAGGGGUAGGAUUAUUCACCUUUGUUCUCGUCCCUGCUGGCCGGGGUACGAGUAGGGAGCUGGUCUCACCUGUCAGAUGCUGGCAACUGACUGGCCCUUACAUUCUCCAUUGAAACAUUGCACUGAGAGGAGCAGAGCAGGAUGCAGAUGGUAGAGAGAUACAGGGCAGAUGGAGGGCAGGAGGAGGACAGUGGAGCACCAGAGGGGUACGUGAAGGAGUUCACACGCCACUCCAGCGAUGUCCUGCGGAACCUGAAUGAGCUAAGGCAUCGAGAUAUCCUGACUGAUGCCACUCUGCUUGUGGGCACUGCCAGCCUGCGGGCACACUGUGCUGUGCUCAUCGCCUGCAGUGGAUUUUUUUACUCCUUGUUCUCACGGCGUACUCUGGUGGCGGGGAGAGAGCGGCCGGUCUCUCUGUCCCUUCCCGACUCACUCGAUGCGGGCAGCGUGUCCCUGCUGCUGGACUUCAUGUACACGUCUCGCCUGGCCCUGUCUGCCCGCACGGUCCCUGGAGUGCUCGCUGCUGCCACCUAUCUGCAGAUGGAGCACGUGGUGGACACCUGCCGGGCGUUCAUGCUGAAUAGUGUGGAAACAUUGGGCAUCCCUCAAAAAGAGCUGGACUCUUCCUCAUCUGCUGUUUCAUUUGCACCCCCUCCUGGAGGAGCAUUUCCCAACAACCCACCGAAUGGCCGUCCAUCCCUACAUAACCCUGCCUCCUAUCUGGCCGGAGGGGCUGCUGCCAACCUGUGUUGUGACUCAGCAAGGGUUCCCAGAGAGACCUGGGCCUUGAAGGACCCAAGUACUUGCCCAACCCAUGAGCCCAGAUCAGAAAGGGUAAAGCUUGAGGCUGACUCACCAAACCUGGAAUCCCCCACUCCAUGCCCAGGCAGCCCCUCCCAGUCUGGUUGUCAGCCUAACUCCCCAACUGAAUCCAGUGGAUGUAACCAGGCACCCCAACAAGUGAUGCACAGUGGGACAAAAUACCUCCCUGAUCCAAAGGCCUGCAACUGGAAGAAAUACAAGUUCAUUGUUCUCAACCCCCUCUGCGCUGCAACUGUCAAGGAGGAGUCGGCAGAUGAGAAGGGGCUACAACACUGCAGCCACACGCCCAGUGGGACAGACAAGUGUGCUACUACAUCCAAGCCUCCACUGGAGGUGUGUCCAGUGGAUGGACUGAGCCAUAGUAACAGGUCAGCACAGGGCUUUCAUUGUGACAUAUCCAAACAUGGAUUACUCCAAGGGGCUUUCCAUGGGCUGGUACCCCGCCCUACAGAUGAACUACCACACCUACCCACCCAAAUGACCCAGGACAGCUCCAUCCCCUGUGGGUCUCUCUGCCUGCACCCUUGUGCCAGUGAACCACAAACCACCCAUAAUGGACACGUGCUUUGCCUUGGUAGCAGCUCAAACAGUCAUCCAAUCAAGAAUGAGAACUGCUGCUCAGAAUUUCAUGUCAGCGGAACCACGGGGGGCAAACCUGUCAGUGUGGGAGACAAGCCAUAUCGCUGCAGUGUGUGUGGCGCACAGUUCAACCGACCGGCUAACCUGAAAACACACUCCCGCAUCCACUCUGGAGAGAAGCCCUAUCGCUGUGACACCUGUGGGGCCCGAUUUGUGCAGGUAGCUCACCUCCGUGCCCAUGUCCUGAUCCACACUGGGGAGAAGCCUUACCCCUGCCACACCUGUGGCACCCGCUUCCGUCACCUGCAAACCCUGAAAAGCCACCUGCGCAUUCACACUGGAGAGAAGCCCUACACUUGUGAGAAGUGUGAUCUGCACUUUCGCCAUAAGAGCCAGCUGCGUCUCCACCUGCGCCAGAAGCACGGGGCCGUCACCAACACCAAAAUUCGCUACAAAGUCCUGGUGGACCCCUACCAGCCUGUCCUGCAGACCUGCUGAAGUCAUCGCCUUGACUCCUCUGACCCGCUCUGCGUACCUAUGGCCCUCAGACAGACGAGGAGUACAUUAGUCCCCCGCUGUUUUGUGUCUUUGUUUCUUUACUUUACGCUCUUUUACUUUUGUCCCACUGAAACUAUAUGCACUGGGAGCAGUCCCUACUCUCACUUCGGUCUCACAUGUGAACUAUAGCUCCACACAAUUGAUGAGGACCAUUAACACAAGGGUCGCAGUGUCGGAAGUGACAGUCAGUGUUAAGAAAGGCAUGUAAGUAGGUGCUUGUGGUGGCCCAGACUACAGCUAUGUAGUAGGUGUCGUAUCAGAAACUCAGUGGACAGUUUGUGCAGUAGCUGCUGCAGCUCGGAGUGUAUUGUGUAAAAUGUGUGAAUUUUUGGAAAAUUUGGAAGUUGAAGUUGGUAUUGUGUGGCAUGGGAGAAUUUACAGAUGAUGUGUGUGAUGGAAAAGGCCAUGUUGUGCAGAGGAUCAAGCCAGUGUAGUUAUUGUUAUUUUGUGUUGAGUACUGCAGACAUCAGGAGCCUGUAGGAGUAGCUGGGAAGGGAGAUGUGCUUUGUAUUGUUAAGCAGGUGUUAAGGGCUGGAAGGGCCUCACAGAGAGUGAAUAGAAUGUGACAGCAUGAUUGGUCAGAGGAGAGGAGAAUGGAAAUAAAACAGAAAGGUAUGGGAACGUGGAAAAAGAAUGUCUGAGAAUGUAGAAUGAAAGCAACUGCUGGAUGAAUGAGAUAGCGUAGCAAGUGAGGGAUUAGAAAGUUUGGAGGAUAUAUUUUUUAAUUAAUAUGGAAUAGAGGGAUAGUGGCAACAUGGUUGCAUGGCCUGGGGACACUUCUGUCACUUUGUUGCUCCCCACUUGUGUGUGGUGCUCCCUACUUUUGUGCAGUGCUCCCCACUUGUGUAUGUCACUCUCCACUUCUGUAGGUGAUCAUAAUGUACUGUAAAAUGUAAACACCUCUGUUCAGGAUGUAUCCUGUUGGUUUCUGUGUUCAGUGGGAAGCCUUUUUCCCCUGUGCAAACAGGUUGCAUCAUUCAAAGGACCACCAAUGAGUACAGUGGCUUACUUAAAUGUCUUACUUAUGUUCUGCGCUGUAAAUCAUGAAUUUGGUUGUGGGUGCUAUUUAUUGUGUGUGGGGUCUGAGAUAGGCACUGCCCAUGACCUGGGCCAUGAAAGUACUGAUGCAGUCGUCUUGUGCUCUUUUUUUAAAAAGACAGUAAAUACUAUACCCUGUUAAAAGCAGAUAAUCUUAACUGCAUUUCAAUGUCCAGGCAGAAAGUGCCAGCGACUUAUCUAAAUACUGUUAAAGAAUAAUUGCUUUGAAAGCAGUCAAGAUAAUUAUGCAAUAUAAUUGUAAAAAUUGAUGAUGAUAAUAUAUAAAAAUGUAAGGAGCUCUUUUGCUGGACAAAGACAAGACUUGUUUCAUACCUUUUUAAAUAAAUUAAUUUAAAAUAUAUCAUCCUCAUUGAAAGUG
This is a messenger RNA of Conger conger (European conger), 3444 nucleotides long. It is a transcript of the gene bcl6b, whose product is annotated as BCL6B transcription repressor. Gene Ontology annotation, molecular function: DNA-binding transcription factor activity, RNA polymerase II-specific; RNA polymerase II cis-regulatory region sequence-specific DNA binding; protein binding. The record is from RefSeq and is a predicted model, not a curated record. Bases 210 to 1967 code for a protein of 585 amino acids. Gene Ontology annotation, biological process: regulation of transcription by RNA polymerase II. Lineage: Eukaryota; Metazoa; Chordata; Actinopteri; Anguilliformes; Congridae. Gene Ontology annotation, cellular component: nucleus. The transcript is spliced from 12 exons.